Messenger RNA from Sarcophilus harrisii (Tasmanian devil), 4504 nucleotides. It is a transcript of the gene SCNN1A, whose product is annotated as sodium channel epithelial 1 subunit alpha. Lineage: Eukaryota; Metazoa; Chordata; Mammalia; Dasyuromorphia; Dasyuridae. Gene Ontology annotation, molecular function: ligand-gated sodium channel activity. Gene Ontology annotation, biological process: sodium ion transmembrane transport. Bases 195 to 2027 code for a protein of 610 amino acids. The transcript is spliced from 13 exons. The record is from RefSeq and is a predicted model, not a curated record. Gene Ontology annotation, cellular component: membrane.
UCUUUUUUCCCUUUGCUUUUCUUUUCUUCCUGGUAGUUCACUCAUCCCACUGGACCUCCCCACAGAGGCAACCCCCCCAAGCUUCUCCUACACCACUAAAUUUUUUGGGGCUCUCUAUUCCAUGCCCACCUUCCUCUCCACUGACUCAGGCUCCUCCUCUGCUCCUCCCCACAUCCUGCUCACCUUUAAUUGAGAUGCUAAUGAGGCUUCUGUCACUUCCAUCCUGGGCGGGCUGGCUGGCCAGGCCACUGCACCUGUCAGGCCCCAUGAAGGAGGAAAAACUUGAGCAUGGGGGCCGGCAUCCCGAGCCAGGAGGACCCCAGAAGGAGGAGAAGGAGGGCCUGAUUGAGUUCUACCAUUCCUACCGAGAGCUCUUCCAGUUUUUCUGCAGCAAUACCACCAUCCAUGGUGCCAUCCGACUGGUUUGCUCCAAGCACAACCGAAUGAAGACGGCCUUCUGGGCUGUAUUGUGGCUCUGUACCUUCGGGAUGAUGUACUGGCAAUUCGGCCUGUUGUUUGGGGAGUACUUCAGCUACCCGGUCAGUCUCAACAUCAACCUCAAUUCUGACAAGCUCGUCUUCCCUGCAGUCACUGUCUGCACUCUCAAUCCAUACAGGUACACUAAGAUUCAAGAAGAUCUGGGAGAGCUGGAUCGUAUCACAGAGCAGAUGCUUUUUGACCUUUACAAGUACAACUCAUCACGUAGUCUCUCCAACAAGCCUCGACUCCGACGUGAUAUCUCAAACCAAUUACCUUAUCCUUUAGUUAAGAUUCCGUACCCCCAGUCCUUCAGUCAUCACCGAAGUGGAGCCGCAGGAGUCCAGGAGAACAACCCUCAGGUGGAUAAAAAUGACUGGACAAUCGGUUUUAUCUUGUGUAACAAGAACAAAUCAGACUGCUUCUACCAGACCUAUUCCUCAGGGGUGGAUGCUGUCCGAGAAUGGUAUCGAUUUCACUUUAUCAAUAUCCUGGCUCGACUGGACUCCCAAGAUCUGAAUGAGGCUGCUUUGGGUAAUUUCAUCUUCGCCUGUCGCUUCAACCAGGUAUCCUGCAACCAAGAGAAGUACUCCCAAUUUCAUCAUCCCAUCUAUGGAAACUGUUAUACUUUCAAUGGCAAGAAUGACUCUAACCUCUGGAUGUCCUCUACACCUGGGAUCAAUAAUGGUCUUUCUCUGACACUACGGACAGAGAGACACGACUUCAUUCCCCUGCUGUCCACAGUGACAGGGGCCAGGGUGAUGGUCCAUGGGCAAGAUGAACCAGCAUUCAUGGAUGAUGGGGGUUUCAACCUUCGGCCAGGAGUGGAGACAUCUAUCAGCAUGAGAAAGGAAACCCUGGACCGACUUGGGGGUAACUAUGGGGACUGUACCAAGAAUGGCAGCAAUGAUGUCAAAGUCCAGAAUUUCUAUUCUUCCAAGUAUACACAGCAGGUGUGUGUCCAUUCCUGCUUCCAGGAAAAUAUGAUCCAGAAGUGCGGAUGUGCAUAUAUGUCCUACCCAAAGCCUGACAACGUGGAGUUUUGUGACUACAAGAAGCACACAGAGUGGGGUUACUGCUAUUAUAAGCUCCAGGACGCUUUCUCCUCUGACUCCCUGGGCUGCUUCGCUAAGUGCCGCAAGCCCUGUUUAGUAACCAAUUACCAGUUGUCUGCUGGCUAUUCCCGCUGGCCCUCGGCUACGUCUCAGGACUGGGUGUUCCAGAUGUUGUCCAUACAGAAUAAUUACACCAUCAGCUCCAAAAGCGGUGUUGCCAAACUCAAUAUCUUCUUCAAAGAGUUGAACUAUAAAACCAACUCAGAGUCUCCCUCUGUUUCGAUGGUCACCCUCCUGUCCAACCUGGGCAGUCAGUGGAGCCUGUGGUUUGGCUCUUCUGUGCUUUCUGUGGUGGAGGUGGUGGAGCUGAUCCUUGAUUUCCUGGUGAUCACCUUCUUCUUGAUGCUCCGAAAGUUCCGAAGCCGCUACUGGGCUCCCAGCCAGACAACCGCAGGGUGCCGGGAGGUGGCCGUGGAAUCGUCACUGCCUUCUUGAUCCCCCUGCUUACUCAGGUGCCUUCUCAGACAGUUUGGCCCGGGCCCUUCUGCACCAGUCUCAGAAGCUGCCUCCGCUACCCCGAGUCCCCAAGAUGGUAGCCAGGACAAUAGCUGGGAAUUCUAUCUAGUCUUCCCCACUGGUCCUAGACAUCCUCGGACCUCAAUUGGUGUGCUUCCCCCAACUCCAUCAACCAAUUAUGAUGUUCUCUCUUGUCCAUCCUCCGUGUCCUUUAUUCUCUGAGAAAUUUGAGCCAAUUGAACAGUAGCACUUUUCUCAUUACAUUCCAUUCCCCAGUGUAAUUUUUGUGUAUCUGGGCCUGGGAUGGGUACUGAUUUGCAGGAUUAGACAUUUUAGAACUUCUCUGAGUAAACUGACUGAUAUUGUCUAGGACUUGAAGAGGGAGAUAUCUCUUUUCAAGUCAUAUUUAGGGGUUUCAACUUAAUCCACACCAGCACUAUUACUUCAGAGACCUAACUAUCAGAGGUGGUCUUAGAGAGGAAUAUACAGAGAUUAUGGCUUGGAAUCCCCAAAAGCCAUAUUCUUUUAUCAAAACUUAUUUACUGUGUUGCAUUAUAUUCAAUUAAAGGUUGGGGGUGAAUACUGAAAAAUUAUAACUUAUUUUUAAAAGAAAUCCAAUUCAGAAAGCAUUUAUUAUUCCCCUGCUAAUUCCCCCUAUACUCUUUAUCCAGUUCAACCUUACCCUUCAAAAGUCCUUUUCUUCUGUUCUUCCCUUCCACUGUGGAACUCUGGAAGUGGACUGCCUUCCACUUCUAGUCCCUUCACCAUAGAGCUCUUUAUCUUAUUUUAUAGAUGAGGGGGAAAGCCCAUUUAGUCUCCAAUAGAGACUAAAUUUUUGAUUUGAGUAGGCGAGGGACAACUGUGGCUUCUGAAAAGAUUCAGUCACCUAACUUUAUUUUCUUCUUCCUUCUUCCAAUGUAGCGGUGUUGCCAAACUCAGUAUCUUCUUCAAAGAGUUGAACUAUAAAACCAACUCAGAGUCUCCUUCUGUUUCAGUGCGUCUCCUUUGGGACGCUGGGCAAUGGGAAUGGGGAGGUUUUCUGAUUCUAAAUCAAGCACUUUUCCUUCCAUCCCAUAAGUCACCCCACCAUAAUCUUGCACUAUCCCUCCCCCCUCCUCCCUAUGACAAUUUCCUUUCAUUCUAUUUCUCCUUGUUUUGCUCCUUCUAAAAUCUAUUCUUUUUUCUUUUUAUUAAAUAAGUUUAUUUUUGUUUUUCUGAACUUGACAAACAAAACAAGUAUUUCCACAUACAAACCCCAAAAGGAUUGUAUAUGCAACCAUGGAUCUUCAUUACAUAAGCUUAUUUAUAAUUUAAAAAGUAUACAAUACAUACUAGUAUGUAUAGUGUAUACAAUACAUACUAGUUCCAAAGUUAUGUUUCAGUUUAAAAGAAUUGCAUACAUUUAACCUAUAUCAGAUUCUUGCUGUCUUGGGGAGGGUGGAUAUAAGGGAGGUAGAGAGAAAAAUUUGAAACACAGUUUUACAAAAAUGAACGUUAAAAACUAUCUUUACAUGUAUUUGGAAAAAUAAAAUACUAUUGAGAUGGAAAAAAUAAAGUUAUGUUUCACUCUGAACUUCUGUGCACUGUAGGAAAAAAAAUACUUCACUGAUAAGGUAUCUUCUUUUUUUUUCUUAGUAUCAUUAAUCAUUUCUUUCCACUUGUAUUCAUUGCCCUCUACUCCUCCCCCCUCAAUUCUCAACCUCUAAUAAUAAGCAUAAUUAAGCAAAACAAUCCAUGCAUGAUUCAUGUCUGAAAAUUAUACAGCUCAUUUUUCAACUCAGUCCAUAACCUCUGGACCAAGAGAUUAAAAAGUAAGUUUCAUUUUCUGUCUUUUGGCAUUGUGGUUGGUCAUUGCACUGAAAUUUUCUUAAGUUUUUCAGAGUAUGAUGUCUUGAUUCUUGAUUCAUUUUCCAUCACUCAUACAAGUCAUCUCAGCCUUUUUCUGUUAUCUGUCACUUUGGCAGUUACUUUUAUUAUAAUAUCUCAUUCUUUGUACAUACAGCAAUUUGGUCAUUCAACAAGUGAUAGAAAUAGUUUGAUAAUAGUAUAGUUUAAGAUCCGACUGCUAGAUCUCUUUUCCUUCCCACUUCUGUUUUUUUUUUUUUUUUUUUUUUUUUUUUUUUUUUUACUACCCCUUAAUUGCUGGUUUUCUUCUAUCACAAAAAGCAUUGCUAUGAAUAUUUUUCUACCUGUGUGGAUACUUUCUUUCAAAUCUGAAAUAUGUCUACUAGUAGUAUUGCAUCAACAGUUAUACAUAAUUUACUUCUUUGUGGCAUAGCAUGGCAGAUUACUUUCCACAAAAACUUAUACCAAUUUAUAGCUUCACCAAUAAUGCAGCUGGCAACAAGGUGAUGCAGUGGAUUGAAUACUGAGUUUGGAAUCGGAAGGUUCCAUUUCUUGAGUUCAAAUUCAGUCUCAGACACUUGCUAGCUGUGUGACCCAGGCAAAUCACUCAA